This is a messenger RNA of Spirometra erinaceieuropaei, 2909 nucleotides long. NCBI's taxonomy places the organism in Eukaryota, Metazoa, Platyhelminthes, Cestoda, Diphyllobothriidea, Diphyllobothriidae. The record is from the annotation of a GenBank genome assembly.
AUGCAGUCCGGAACGGCCGUUAUAAGACGGAACAUUCAAGUCCGCAACGAUGACGACGAUGAUGAUGAAGACGAGCAGGGUUGGAAGUGUGCCCUCUCUAAGGGUAUGCGGCGACGUCUCAAACGAGCCGGUCUAACCUCUCCACCGCGAAUCCGCCUGCGAGACCAACUGGCUUCACGCCGUCCUCUCCAUCGCACGCUAAUUGCGCUGCCCGAUGACACACCAGAAGCUCUAGAAAAGAAGUUUUCCAUUGCAUUGGACCACUUUGAACGUUCCUCCUCCUCCGGUAGGCAGUUUGUGACUGCUGUGCUCACCCAGUUGGACAGGGUCUUUACGUCUUUGCGCCUUGGCCUCCCACAGCUCCCUGACCCCGGUGCUCCCAUCUUCUGCCUCUGUCUGGGCCUCGGAAACCCGGCGGUGGAUCGAUCAAGCCUCCGCCAAUUGGCUUUUCUGACUGCCCUGGUGAAGAACUCAACCCUGUUCCAGCCCUCUAAGACGUACUUCUACGAUCCUCUGCUGCGCCAUACGUCGCGAGAAUUUAUUCGUCGACUUGGGUUCCGCGUAAGUCGGAGUGUACACUAGUAACUGUGAUAAAACAGCCUUUUGGUGUGUGUUUUGGCAGAUUUUAAAUAUUUUUAAGGUUAAAGGAUACCAUUCUAGCAGCAAAGGUACUCGCCAAAAGCCCACACACGCGUGUUUCGCCGAUAUUCUGCCGCUGCAUGGCACAGCAGUGAGGGGUUCGGCCUGUCAGUGGGUCCCCCAGCAUUUCCCGUCUGCUUUCUGUUAGAUACUCCAGUUUACAUUUUGUGGCUUUUUAGUCGCCUUAGAAACUAACCGCGAACUCUGAGUAGGUCGGUAUAUUCUAAGAUCUAUAGGCACAGACCGGAAUUUUAUGUAUGAAUACUUGGGCUGAAGUCCAUUAGCCACAGCGGGAUGUCCGCGUAAUGUUUCUUAACUGCCGACAGGUGGAAAGUAUAUUUUAAGGUUACAGGAUACCAUACUACUUCGGUCUGCGCCCAUUGAUCCUAGAAUAUGCUCAUCUACUCCAACUUAAAUAAUUUAUUUUGACCCAAACAUGAAAAACUCGGCUGUCUCGCUGACAUUCGAACCCAAGACAGCAAGGGGAAGGCCUGAGUACGACCAACGCUCUAGCCACGUGACCUACGAGGCCUCACUGGGAACCGUGAUUUUGAUCACGUUUGGGUAGAGCUCCAGCCUUCCCUUUGGUGUCGCGGGGUCGAAUCCCACAGAGACUGCGGAGUUUUUCACAGUUUGAUCAACCUUUGUCAUAGACAUUCUUGUGUGUGAAAAACAUUUUCGGGUAAACUUCGUUAUUGUCGUUGGAAAUUAUGCCGCAUCAAGUCUGAGAGGGAAACCUUGUCUACGCCAUGGCGACUUUUUCACGGCAAACCCACUAAGUGAUCGGAAGAAGAAGCGAUCGCUGGAACAAGGGUUUUUUGCCUGACGUUUCGGAUUCUCACUUGAAUCCAUCAUCAGAGACAGUGGCAGAAAAGGGUGACUCGUGCACAGGAAGCUGCAGUAUUUAUAGGAUGCAGUCGCUAUGCUACCGCAUACCUAUAGCAAUUGACCGCGCUCCCCGUCAUCAAGGAUUGUUGCCCGCUGGUGCGCUAAUUGCUUGAUGGCCGGCAUGCAAGUUGCUAAUUGCUGAAAUCUCAUCGCCCGUGUGUUGGAUGCUGGCAUGAUGAUGGCUCGACCAUCUGGCUCACCGGCUUGUGCGCUCCCCGAGUGGCCAAUUACUUUGGCCAGCCUAUGCCUCAGCACGGAAUGUGGAGUUGGGAUGUCGUUGCACUUGUUGGUAGACUGAGAUCCCGUGAACCAUGACUCAAGCAGCUCACGGCUCACGCGAUUAUCCCCUCUCGCGAGAAUUUCGACCUCAUCGAACUUGAAUGUGUGGCCGGGUGUUGUCGAAUGGGCCGCGACCUGAGAGUUGUCGUCAUUUCUCCGUACCGCUGCCACGUGUUUGGCAAUUGGCGUCUGGAACAGUCUUCCAGUUUCUCCGACGUAGUUGCAUUGUCCGCAACUGCACCAGAUCCGGUAAACGACUCCAGAGGUUUUUGCCGUGGUAGUGGGUCUUUUGGUCUCAUCACCUGACGCCUCAUGGUGGCCUCCGGUGGCCUCAAGUGAGAAUCCGAAACGUCAGGCGAAUAAAGCCCUUGUUCCAGCGAUCGGUUCUUCUUCCGAUCAACUAGUUCCUGGAACUCGCAUCGCCGUUUGUAUCGACAAACCCACUAAGUGUUUGACCUUGUAACGAAUUGCCAUUCAUCCCCGCAGCUCAUGCUUAGACAUAAGGCUUCUGAUGCAUCUCUUCAAGUUUUGCUUUAAAGUGGAAAAAUAGUUGACGCUGACAAAGUACUCUGAAUUUACGAAUAUUUUGUAGUAUCCUCGACGCCCAGUGUUUGCCUUCUGUUCUCUCCUCCGUCAUCACUUAGAUCCUCUCCUCAAAUACGGAAGGCAAGUACGUCCUUCCCCAGUCGCAUUUCACCCUUGCCUUCCUACCACACUGCCCACUGGCAUUGGCCGAGAGUCUUCUCGCCGCAAACUGGUCUUCUCACAGUCUCCAGCGUCUCGUCUGCUACACCUGUUCCCUUGUCCCAAAAUCCACGGCAGACGCACACCUGCUAGUGCGCCUCAAUCGGUUGCGAAGUCUACUCACAUCUGUGAAGCCAGCCUGUGCCACCGAGCAAGACUUUGAGGGCAUGCGGAUCGAAUACUUCGACCCUGAUGGCCUCGCCUCCCUGCCUGACACUGUGUGGGAUCCGACUCGGUUGGUCCGGUCGCCUGAUCCCAUGCUCCCAUCACUGAAGCCUGACGUGCUGACGACUACCUGCGUUUCUGCCUUCGUUGACCCACUGCAAGCAGGAGAGGAGACCUUUGCCAGCAUCACCUGA